This is a messenger RNA of Theobroma cacao (cacao), 1027 nucleotides long. Its product is annotated as 4/1 protein short form protein. Lineage: Eukaryota; Viridiplantae; Streptophyta; Magnoliopsida; Malvales; Malvaceae. The record is from RefSeq and is a predicted model, not a curated record.
GGAUUCAGAUAACAUUGAAAAAAUGGCGGGAACUAGCGACACCUACACCGAUUCGCUUCUCUCUGGUUUCGAUCAAAUUUACAAUGAUUUCAAGAGGGGAAUCCAAGAGAUUCAGUUUCUGAAAUCUAACUGGAAUGCAGAAAUAAAGAGAAGAGAAGCUCUUGAAAUCACUUGUCACUCUCUCAAACAGGAUAAUGCACGACUGACAAAACUUUACACAGAAUCUUUACGCAAUCUGGCUGAGCAGCUUGAAAACCAUACCAAAUGCCAGAGAUUCAAAGAAGAACUCUUGAGAAGGAAUGAUGAAUAUCACGCUAAAGAAGAGGAAUAUAAGAGGGCUAUGGAAUUGCUUAAGCAAGACUAUGUAAAAAAAAUUGGGGAUCUGGAGGCUAAAGUCAGAGGUCUUCUACUUGAAAAAGCAACAAAUGAAGCAACCACGAAUCACCUGCGUAAAGAUUUGGCAACACAGAGAGGCCAUGCACAAGUACUAUCAAAGAGGUUGGAUCAACUACAUUCUGAUGAGGAAUCAAAAUAUCUUCUGGAGAUUCUGGACUUAAAAGAUUGUCUGCUGAUUGAACAAGAAGAGAAAAAUGAUUUGAAUAAGAAACUCCAGGAAAUGGAAAAGGAAUUGUUGAUCAGCAGAACGAAGCUUGCGGAGCAGCAACAAGAUUCAGCUUCAAGUCGGCAAGUUGAAACACUUAAGCUGAAGAUUAUGAAACUAAGAAAGGAGAAUGAGAUCCUUAAAAGGAAGCUUUCAUCUUUGGACGAUGGCUAGAAAGGCAGUAUCUCUAGCUGUGUCCCUUCUGAAUUGGACUCCAUGAUCUGUUAUGGGAUCAACUUUAUGCAUGUACAAUUGACUGCGAUUCUACCGCGUAGUGACUAUAUUCAAUAAUCAAGAAUCAAGAUGGUGCCUUGAGAAAGAUUAGACCAUUUAUACUGAGGGUCUUAGAUAUGGGUAAGUGUGUUGGGAAAGUCCUUCAAAUUUUAAAAGCCCUUUACCACUUCUGUCAUACGUUUCUGAAUAAGU